AUGGAUAAUGAUAUUUCGAAACGAGAACUGGAGAAGGUGAUGUUCAAACACCGGGUCCGAAUUCUUAGCAUAAUGAUAGCAGACACCAAAAGAACGAUUGCGAACCUCAAAAAAGUCAAACAAAACGUGAACCAAAAAUUAGAGGAAAAGUUCGAACAAAGUGAUGCACAGAGAGUACGGAAAAUGGCGGAGGAGAAAGCACUAGCAGUGUACAACAAGGUGAGAGAAAGAGAGGUUAGAAAGUUGGCCAGGUUGAAGGCAACAAGUAUCAUGGAGAUGAACACAGAAGCGGAAUGGAUAGAGAACACAACAAAAACGGAGAUUCCGGACUACGUAGAACGCACACUGAUGCUGGGCCCAAACUUCAACAUCGAGAACAGACGAGACGUUCCGUAUAUCGAGCUGAUAGCAAGCAUCGAAAAAGUUAUCCAGAACAAAGAAAAUGCAGACGAGAUCAGGUCGGAAGUUUCCAACGCUAUGAUCAAUCACAUUAAUUACCGCCACCAACCCCACCACCCUCCGGGAGAAUGGAUCGAGAAAGAGGUUAUCAAAAGUAAGAAGUUUAUAAAGGCAAACCCGAACCUGGUCAUCACGAAAGCUGACAAAGGUAGCAAAACAGUAAUUAUGGAGGCUGAUGAGUAUCACGAAAAAAUGGUUAACCUGCUCACGGACGAGAACACGUAUAAAAAACUUACAAAAAAUCCAACUAACAAAAUCAUCAAAAAAAUCAACAGUUUCAUCGACGGAUGGCACAACAAAGGAUACAUCGACUUUCGGACACAAAAGAGCCUGAAGGAAUCUAGUUGCAAUCCACCACGCAUAUACGGAUUACCGAAAAUACAUAAAGACAACCGACCCCUCCGGCCGGUGGUGUCCACGAUUGGAUCGGCAACAUAUAACAUUGCCAGAUAUCUUGCCGGAAUAAUUGCCAAGGUGGUAGGAAAAACGGAUUAA
This is a messenger RNA of Wyeomyia smithii (pitcher-plant mosquito), 954 nucleotides long. RefSeq lists its product as uncharacterized. NCBI's taxonomy places the organism in Eukaryota, Metazoa, Arthropoda, Insecta, Diptera, Culicidae. The transcript has a single exon. The coding region runs from base 1 to 954 and encodes 317 amino acids. The record is from RefSeq and is a predicted model, not a curated record.